Messenger RNA from Schizosaccharomyces osmophilus, 324 nucleotides. RefSeq lists its product as uncharacterized. NCBI's taxonomy places the organism in Eukaryota, Fungi, Ascomycota, Schizosaccharomycetes, Schizosaccharomycetales, Schizosaccharomycetaceae. The record is from RefSeq and is a predicted model, not a curated record. Bases 1 to 324 code for a protein of 107 amino acids. The transcript has 2 exons.
AUGUGUCUAGUGUCAGUGGCAUCGCAAGGUAUGCGACCAUUACCUGAGUCUCCCAAAAGAGGACUGAGAGUAGAUGAAAUUUUAGUAUCCACCAAAUUUGCUGUUGCACACAUGUCCAGCACUGCUUUGUAUUUACUGCCGCUUUUUAAAAUGCAGGUUUCAUUUCCUUUCUUGUCUACAACACAAAACCUGCUUCUAGUAACGCAGAAUUCAUCAAGAGUACAGUCGUUAUUGUCAUACCGAGUGGCACCCCGGUUGCUGAGCUCAACUGAGUUUCGCCAAGAAGCAAAGCGCUAUCGCUGGGAUUUCGGCGAAAUUAACUGA